Molecule: messenger RNA, 546 nt
Organism: Sungouiella intermedia
Lineage: Eukaryota; Fungi; Ascomycota; Pichiomycetes; Serinales; Metschnikowiaceae
Source: the annotation of a GenBank genome assembly
AUGUGGUGUACUCUCCGACACAAGACACUAGCGCCGUUGUUACAGUGUCGAUGGAAAUCCAAAGUUGCCCAAACAAGCAGAGAAGUGUCUGAGGCUGCGUUUAAAGACCAACUUCGAGCGGUCGACGCAGCAAAUGCCAGAAACCUACCAGAAUGGGCCAAAAGGGAAGAAUCGCUUCGAAAACGGUAUGGGGCAUGGAACCCCACUAGGAAGCUUUCCCGCCAACAAAUAUCGGACAUUCGAGAGUUGAAGGCACAGUGGCCGCAGAUGAAGACAAAACAACUAGCAGAUCACUUUCAUGUCAAUCCAGAGAGUAUACGGCGGAUCUUGAAAUCCAAAUGGGAGCCAUCUGAGACCGAGUUGGCCAGUAUGAAUGAGAGAGCAGCGAAAAGAAAGUUGCAGAGCCAGGAACGCAAGAAGGCGUCGUUGGAGCUGAUCAAGCCACCAGUUAAGAAAUAUGGCAAGUCGUCCAAACGACAGGGUACGAAAACUACGAAAAACGACAAAAAGCCUUUUACGGUGGGCGUGGGAGACCUUAUAGAUUGA